GUGCGAAGAGGGUCAUUAUAGUUUCGCUUUAGUUUACGUGCUUAGUUUUAUGGCGUAAAACUACUAUGGACAAAAUCUGUCUGUUGCGCAGGCAUUGUGGGUAAUUAUCCAAGUGCGCACUGAGCGGAUUUUACGCGGAGUCGCCAGGAACCUACGGUGAACCCGCAACUCUCCAAACCUCGCACGACCGAUCCUCCGGAGUUGAAAACUAUCAAAAUCUUAAGGAAAUAAGUCAAACAAUUAAAAAAAAUGAAUAUAGACAUAAAGUUGGUGCUUCCACCUACGCGCGUUUGUUGAUUUGUAAAUGAGCAGCUGGUGUCCGGACCGAUGUUUGGCGUAAACGAGCACAAACACGGAGCAGAAGCGAAGUGAAGAGACCCGUUUGGAUUUUGGCUGCGCUGGAGAUCGUUCAUCAUGGUGUCUGUGAAGCGCUUUAAUAAUGCGCGUGUCGACUGCGUGGCUCUGUUGUUCUGCCUGGCCGUCAUGUGGGAGCUCGUUUUGGCUCAGAAUGACACGGAACCCAUCGUCCUGGAGGGCAAAUGUCUGGUGGUUUGUGACUCGAACCCCGCCGACUGGAAGAGCUCGUCCUCGCCGCUCGGCAUCUCCGUGCGCGCCGCCAACUCCAAAGUGGCUUUCUCCGCGGUGAGGAGCAACAACCACGAGCCCUCGGAGAUGAGCAAUAAAACGAGAAUCAUAUAUUUUGACCAGGUUCUUGUCAACAUAGGAAACUAUUUCACACUGGAAUCCGUCUUUCUUUGUCCCCGGAAAGGAAUCUACAGCUUUAACUUCCACGUUAUUAAAGUGUACCAGAGCCAGACUAUACAAGUGAAUUUAAUGCUGAAUGGAAAGCCAGUGAUCUCUGCCUUUGCCGGUGACAAAGAUGUGACGCGGGAGGCCGCCACCAAUGGAGUCCUGCUGCACCUCAACAAAGAAGACAAGGUUUAUCUGAAACUGGAGAAGGGCAAUCUGGUAGGCGGAUGGCAGUACUCCACCUUUUCUGGCUUUCUUGUUUUCCCUCUGUAAAGCAAACAGAAAGACCUCCAUCUUUGCUGUCCAAUUGUCAUUGUGUAACCGGUCUUUCAGCAUUUAUUGGAGGAUCUCAAAUGGAAUCAUAAUUCCAGACAUUCAUUCAGCUGUUGUCAGUACAGACUACUGGAAAAAAGCAACAGUGACGGUGAAUCUGGAGAGAGGACAUCUUCUUCAGUGCAAUAUCGCUUUCUCCUGCAAGUCGUUCUUCGUGUCUCCAGGAGGUUCAGCACAUCUUUUCAGACUCUUUGUUUGUUUUGUUGUAGAUGUUUGUGUUGCUUUUCUUUAGCGUGUGGUUUUUAAUGAAAUGAGGAAUCCUGAUCAUAAUCUCUUAAUAUGGACAUUUCCUCACAGAAAGGAAAUGCAUGAAACAUUCUGGCCAAUUGAGGGUUCAAUAUAAAAAAAAGGCGAUAUGUUAUAGUAAUUAAUAAUUAAUCAAUUAUAUAAUCGCAGAUGCAAUUUAACUUUCAGCCCUAUAGAAGAUGUAGAUGAGUUUUUUGUUUGUUUAUCAGAGCAGAUUUGUAGAAAUCUAGCAUCACAUCACUUGCUCAGCAAUGGAUGUUCUUCAGUGAAUGGGUGCCGUCAGAAUGAGAGUCCAAGCAAUAAUACACAAGUAAUCCACACCACUCCAGUCCAUCAGUUAAUGUUGUUUUGUGAAGUGAAAAGCUGCAUGUUUUUAAUAUACAAAUUCAUCACUUAAGCGUUUUUAACAUCAAACCAUUGCUUCCGGUUCAUAUACAAGUCCAUAAUCCAUAACACUUUUUCCGGUGAAUAAGUGUCUCGUCCGAAUGAUCAAAACACUGUACUAACACCAUUUACAAACAAAAAUAGUUUUAAACAUGUGUCAGUGGAUUUUGAUGUGAGAAAAAAAAUGGACAAGGAACUUUCCACUGAAGGAAGAAUGGUUGAUGAGCUCACAUUUUGGUCAAAAUCUACCGUUUAGGGUUAAAAUGCCUGAAAGGGUUAGUUCACCCAAAAUGAAAAUUCUGUUAUUAAUUAUUCAGCCUCAUGUCGUUCCACACCCGUAAGACCUUUGUCUAUCUUUGGAAUACAAAUAAAUAUAUUUUUGAUGACCCAAAUGUUGUCAGAUUUCCUUCCAUUAACUGCCUUUGAAACUUCACCUUUGAUGCUUCAAAAACUUCAUAAAGACAUCAGAAAACUAAUCCAUAUGAAUCAAGCGGUUUAGUUCAAAUGUUCUGUAAAUAAUUUUUUUUUUUUUUUUUAUGAUGAACAGAUUUAAUAUAGACUUUUACUUGAAUGUAAACAUUGUUCUGUAUAUGUACAUAAGCAGCAGCUCAUCUGAACCUGAAUAACACACAAGAACGGAGCUCUUCCAGAAGCUCAAACGUUCAGCGUAACACACAUGAAGAGGAGUAAUUAAUGACAGGAUUUUUAUUUUGGGGUGAACUGACCCUUUAAUGAUAAAUGUGUUUCUUACAAACAUUCAGGUUUUCACUUCAUAAGAUGUUCAUUGAUGGACUGGAGUGGUGUGGAUUAUUGUGAUGUUAUGAUCAACUGUUUGGCUGUUCGGCACCCAUUCACUGCAGAGCAUCCGUUGCUGAGCAAGUGAUGCAAUGCUACACUUUUCCAAAUCUGUUCCCAUGAAGAAACAAAUUCAUUUACAUCUAGGAUGGCCCGAGGGUGAGCAAAUUUUCAUUUCAUUUUUGGGUGAACUAUUCCUUUAACUGUUAAAUGGCGAACCUAUUAGCCUGACACAAUGUUUUAAUUUAAAGGUGUUUCCAUUUGUUUCCAUCCAUCAUGGUGGCAGUAAUACAUCAAAUGAAACAAAAGAACAUUAUAAUGGCUAGGUUUCUCAAUGUGCUCCAUACUUUCUACAUUUCAAAAACAUUAUAAGUAUUGUCUUCUCCAAACUCCAAGAUUGCAAGAUGGAGAUUUGCGCUGUGAAAAUCACACCAGACAGCUUGUUUUUCGGGUUGCAUUUGUGACAUUACUUGAUUUUGCAUAGUUCCUUUGGUCAGUCGGGUGCUAAAACAACACAGCGUGUAAAUAAACGUGGGUGCAAUUCUUUCUUAACUUGCCUUGUAAAGAAAAGGGAGGUUAUGUUUUUGUUUUCUUGUUAAAAAUGCCAGGAUCGUCUCAACAGGAAAAUAUGAAACGUAAUUAUUGAUUUCCAUCCUGCAAUAAUAAAAAGCUCAUUUUCACUGUUAAGAGGUGUUAAAAGGAAUAUUUGUGUGAUCCAUUCAGUGAUUUCACGUCGAGUGUUACAGCACAGUUUGAUUCAACAGAGUCUUUGACAGCAUAUGACAAAGCAUCAUGGGGAGGUGGAAAGGUGUCAAUUAGCUCAGACAAGCUGCUGUAAUACCCUUCAGUUAACUCUAUUAGAAAGUGAACAGUGCAUCACCGCACCAUUCAUAUGCUUUUAGAAUUACUGGCUGUCAAUCUUGAGUCUUUUAUACUGUGUGGAAGAAGUUACAGCAGAACUGUAGUACACUAGA
This is a messenger RNA of Carassius gibelio (silver crucian carp), 3482 nucleotides long. Its product is annotated as cerebellin-4-like. Lineage: Eukaryota; Metazoa; Chordata; Actinopteri; Cypriniformes; Cyprinidae. The record is from RefSeq and is a predicted model, not a curated record. Bases 415 to 1023 code for a protein of 202 amino acids. The transcript is spliced from 3 exons. Gene Ontology annotation, molecular function: protein binding.